AUGAUGGACAUGUCAGGAAUGACCACCACUACCAUGGCUAUGGCCAUGGAAACGGCAACUACAACCGCCAUGUCGAUGGCUACCACAUCCUCAUCCAUGGAUAUGAACUCAGACUCAAUGACAAUGUCCAUGUCGGAGAUGUCCAUGACCUUCUUUACUUCAUUUAAGACACCUCUCUUCUCUGCGGAUUGGACACCCACAUCGAAAGGAACUUAUGCUGGGACCUGUAUCUUCCUGAUUGCCUUGUCUGUCAUUUUGCGGGUACUCAUCGCGUUACGACCUGUGCUGGAGUCUCGGUUAUGGACAGAUGGAGUUCGUCAUAACAGUGAACCACUCAUUGACACCAUCCCUGGGAAGCAUGUCUCGGGUGUACAACAGAGUCUGAAUGAGUUUAGCAAGAGGUGGUCCAGAUGGCGAGUCAACCCUGCUGCCGGUCGUGCGACAUUUGAGUUGAUCGUUGCUGGUAUUUCAUAUCUGCUGUAA
Messenger RNA from Penicillium malachiteum, 483 nucleotides. RefSeq names its product copper transporter family protein. The transcript has a single exon. The record is from RefSeq and is a predicted model, not a curated record. Gene Ontology annotation, biological process: copper ion transmembrane transport. Gene Ontology annotation, molecular function: copper ion transmembrane transporter activity. Gene Ontology annotation, cellular component: membrane. NCBI's taxonomy places the organism in Eukaryota, Fungi, Ascomycota, Eurotiomycetes, Eurotiales, Aspergillaceae. Bases 1 to 483 code for a protein of 160 amino acids.